AUGCGAUUCUCAGCUCUUCUCUUCGCCCUUCCCUUGAUUGGAUCAGUCUUCUCUGCACCUGCUCCACUCGCCGACAACACCGCUCUCGCCCUCGAAAAGAGAGAUGUCGAUGUCGUCCAGACCGUCCAAGAGCUUCAAAGCACUGUUUCCAAAUGCAAACCCUUCGGAACUGCUCAAACCGAGGUUGAGGUCGAAGCUACCCUCGAAAUCAUCGUUGGUGCUCUUGAAAAAUGCGGUAACACUCUUGGUAUCGAUCUUUCCCUCUCUGUUGAUGUUGACGUUGUCAUCGGUGCCGUCAUUGCUCAACACGGCGACAUCAAGAAGACCGUAGCCGACAUCCUCGUGAAAGUCCUUAUUGACAUCAACGUCAUUGUCAAAUCUAUUAAGGGUGAUAUCAAGAAGAAGCCUAAAUGUGCCGCUUUGCUCGUCAGAAUCGAUAUCGUCCUCUGUUUGAUCCUCAAAGGCCUUAACACCAUCAUCGCCGGUUUGAUCUUCCUUGUCGGUACUCUCCUUAUCAGCCUCGGUAUCGUCCUUGACGGUGUUCUCGCUCUUGUCCUCAAAUUACUUAUUGGACUUCUCGGUAACCUCCUCGGUGCCCUUCUUUGUGGUUGUAUCCUUUAA
Molecule: messenger RNA, 621 nt
Organism: Kwoniella shivajii
Lineage: Eukaryota; Fungi; Basidiomycota; Tremellomycetes; Tremellales; Cryptococcaceae
Exons: 5
Coding region: 1-621 (206 amino acids)
Source: RefSeq, a predicted model, not a curated record